Phlebotomus papatasi is the source of this 859-nucleotide messenger RNA. RefSeq names its product DNA polymerase zeta subunit 2 (gene PolZ2). Lineage: Eukaryota; Metazoa; Arthropoda; Insecta; Diptera; Psychodidae. The transcript has 2 exons. The coding region runs from base 107 to 688 and encodes 193 amino acids. The record is from RefSeq and is a predicted model, not a curated record. Gene Ontology annotation, cellular component: zeta DNA polymerase complex.
CCGGGUUCCUUGCUUCGGUCCGCGCGUUUUUCAUUCAUGAAAAAUUGUGUAAACAAAACAUCACCGAAGCUCCUGAAUUUUAUAAAAAGAGAAUUCCAGCAACAAAAUGGAAAAUGAUGAUCUAAUUGUUGAGGUCCUGGAAGUCUACAUGAACUACAUCCUCUACGGACGUCAAGUCUAUCCGAGUGCGAUAUUCAGGAAGCGCCGAUCCUUCAGCACAUUUGUCUACAAAUCCAUCUACCCACCUCUCAAUGAUUACCUCAAGAGUAUCCUGGAGACCGUGAGGACUCUCAAGAGAAUCAAGAAGCUCCACAAAGUCGAAAUGAUCCUCUACCAAAAUGACAACAUUCUCGAAAAUUACAUCUUUGACAUUGAAGAUCUCCACGAGAUUGGAUCCGAUGACAAGUAUCUCAUUGAAUUUGAGGAGAACAUCAAGAGGUCCAUUGCUGUGCUCGAGGGAAGACUGAAGGGUCUGAAACCUCUGCAGGGAGACACGAAUUUCAAGAUUGUCUUGCACACAACGCAAUCGGCUUUUGUCUCCUUGGCCGGGAACAAGCAACUGGAGGGCUUCCCGUGGCUCAAAGCCGGGGACAUGUCGCCCGAAGAGAAGCAAACAGCCACUCUCCUGCCCAUCACGACAGCUCCGUACGUCGGAUUGCAGAUUUAUGCAGAAGAGUACAGAGUUUGAGAGAGUAUCUCUUCUGCGGGAACCUCGAUUGGAAAACUCUGGAAGGGGAAUUAUCUGUGAGCAAUUGAUCCCCUCCAGGCGAAAGAAAACUCAUUUUCAUCCAAGAUAAUGCAUUUGUUAGUAUUUUAAUUAAUUUUAAGGUUGAAUAAGAAUGAAAUAAACAAAUAAAAA